Cotesia glomerata is the source of this 495-nucleotide messenger RNA. RefSeq lists its product as uncharacterized. The coding region runs from base 115 to 495 and encodes 126 amino acids. The record is from RefSeq and is a predicted model, not a curated record. The transcript is spliced from 2 exons. Lineage: Eukaryota; Metazoa; Arthropoda; Insecta; Hymenoptera; Braconidae.
CGUGACCACGUGCAUGCAAGUGAAAAAAUUUCUGUCAAAUUUCUGAGUGAAUCCUAGUUUUUAUUUUUUGUGAAAAGUUGUUUUUUUCACUUGACGAAUCUAGGAAAACUAACCAUGGCCCUGCCAAAUUUGAAUGUGGACUUAAUCAUAUCACCAGUUGAGUGGGAAAUCGAAUUGUCAAAUUUUGUUUUAAUGGAUGUUAUGAAAUUAGCUUUACAGCGUCAAUUUAUUUUGACCGGUAACUUGAAUGGAGCUAAAAUAACCAUUGCCGACGUCAGUGCAGAAUCUGUGAUGAUUUUGGAAAAGACAGUUUGGUUCAAAGUUGAUCGUGAUUCAUCAACUUUUCCAUACAUCAUCAGUCGUGAAGAACUGUUUUCAUCAGGAUUCCAGGAACAGUUGGUGCAGCAACACCAACAAUGUCAGCAACGACAGCAGCAGCAACAGCAGAAGAAGCCACAACCAAUUGAGGUUAUUUACCUCAGUGAUGAUGAUUAG